This is a messenger RNA of Rosa chinensis, 666 nucleotides long. RefSeq names its product INO80 complex subunit D. Gene Ontology annotation, cellular component: NSL complex. Lineage: Eukaryota; Viridiplantae; Streptophyta; Magnoliopsida; Rosales; Rosaceae. The record is from RefSeq and is a predicted model, not a curated record. Bases 1 to 600 code for a protein of 199 amino acids. The transcript has 3 exons.
AUGAAAAAACCCAAAACCCUUAUAGCCUUGUGGCUAUUUACGAUCGUAGGAGUCUUAACUUUGAAAUAUUACGAAAAGCCCCAAUGGCUGCCCCUGGUUCCAAGAACAGCCACAACCACCCUCCUCCCUCUUCUUCCAUGCCUCCGAAGAACCAAUAACAACAACAAUGGAGUCGCUGCUGUUGAAGGCAGUGAUGACAACCACAAUAACAAUCGCCGCUGUGCUUCUGUCGGCUGUAAGUUGAAGGCCAUGGCCUUAACCAGCUUUUGCCACCUCCACAUUCUUUCGGAUUCGAAGCAGAGGCUCUACAAGGCUUGCAAUUAUCUAAUCCAAAACAACCCAGCAAGACCUAUAACAUGUGGGAAGCCAAUACUGAGAUCCACUACCCCUUCUCUUUGUACUGUCCACUUCCAAAAGGCUCAGAAGCAUGUAACCAGGGCCUUGCGGAAGGCGGGGCUUAACGUUUCCUCAUCAAGUAAACUUGCUCCCAAGUUCCAUGUGAUCGUGGCAGAAUACAUACGCCAAAUCCAAUCCACACGAAGAGCCGCACGAAAGGAAAAUAAAAGUAAAGUUGCAAUAAAGGAAGAAACAGCUGAUUGACGCCCAUCCUCUUUCUCCUUAAACUAGAUGCAUGGUGAACCUGCUAAUUGUGUAAAUGAAGCAAAA